CGCAUGCGCAGCGGGCGGAGCCUGCGGAAGUCCUGACGGGAAGGUCUUUUUGUUUGGGCCGCUGAGAGAUUCGACACUUGCUUCAAUUCCCCUGGUUCACAACCGUUUUUUAUCUGCAUUAAUUUCGGGUGUCUUUUAUGAAUAAUCAAAAGCAGCAAAAGCCAACGCUAACCGGCCAGCGUUUCAAAACGAGGAAAAGAGAUGAAAAGGAGAGAUUUGACCCUACUCAGUUUCAAGAAAGUAUCGUACAAGGCUUGAAUCAAACUGGCACUGAUUUGGAAGCGGUCGCAAAGUUCCUUGAUGCCUCCGGCGCCAAGCUCGACUACCGCCGGUAUGCAGAGACACUCUUUGACAUCCUGGUGGCCGGCGGCAUGCUGGCCCCAGGCGGGACUCUAUCUGACGACAUGACCCGCACCGAGUUCUGCCUCUUCACGGCACAAGAAGACCUGGAGACAAUGCAAGCAUAUGCUCAGGUUUUUAACAAGCUGAUCAGGCGUUACAAGUACCUGGAGAAGGGUUUCGAAGAGGAGAUCAAAAAGUUGCUGCUGUUUUUAAAGGGGUUCACUGAGUCUGAGCGCAACAAACUAGCCAUGCUGACCGGCAUCCUGCUGGCCAACGGCAACAUAUCAGCCUCCAUCCUGAGCAGCCUCUACAACGAGAACCUCGUCAAAGAGGGAGUAUCUGCAGCCUUUGCUGUCAAGCUGUUCAAGUCCUGGAUCAACGAGAAGGACAUCAACUCUGUUGCUGCCAGUCUCCGCAAAGUGGGCAUGGACAACAGGCUGAUGGAACUCUUUCCUGCCAACAAACGGAGCUGCGAGCAUUUUUCUAAGUACUUCACCGACGCCGGGCUGAAGGAGCUGUCCGACUUCGCCCGCAACCAGCAAUCCAUCGGCGCCCGCAAGGAGCUGCAGAAGGAGCUCCAGGAGCAGAUGUCCCGCGGUGACCCUCUGAGGGAGAUUAUUGCCUUCACCAGGGAGGAGAUGAAAAAGGCCAACCUCUCUGAGCAGGCCAUGAUCGGCAUCAUCUGGACCAGCGUGAUGAGCUCCGUGGAGUGGAACAAGAAGGAAGAGCUGGUGACCGAACAAGCCAUCAAACACUUGAAGCAAUACAGCCCUCUGCUGAAAGCCUUCACCUCCCAGGGUCAGUCCGAGCUCAGCCUGCUGCUGAAGAUCCAGGAGUACUGCUACGACAACAUCCACUUCAUGAAGGCCUUCCAGAAGAUCGUGGUGCUCCUCUACAAAGCGGAUGUGUUGAGCGAAGAGGCCAUACUGAAGUGGUACACUGAAGCCCACCUUGCCAAGGGGAAGAGCGUGUUCCUCGAGCAAAUGAAAAAGUUUGUCGAGUGGCUGAAGAACGCAGAAGAAGAGUCAGAAUCAGAGGAAGAGGAGGCGGACUAGAACCUCCAUCGCCAGAUGAGCUUCUUUUUUCUUUCUUUUCUUUUCUUUUUUUACAAGUAGCAGCAGGAGCAGUAGAAUGUCUUUGCCCUUCUUUCUCUUCUACCUCCUGUUACUUAUUUAUCCUCAAACACACACAGACAUCCUUCCACCACUCCAAAACAUUUAAACGCUAUUUAAACACGACAGGAAAACACGAACAAGGGCUCUGUCCUUAAAGUGGAAAACGAUGAAUCCUCCCUCUCUAUUUUUUUAAUCAUGAUUUUUUUUGGUAUUAUUAUCGUUGUAAUGCCUUCUGUAAUCGGGAAAGAAAACAUUCCAUGUGAUCUCGACGAAUCAGAAUCUGAAAACCUUCACCUUUCUGCCAUGCGACACGAGGCCGACGACAAGAAAUAAAAUGUUUUUGCCAAAGUUUGCUCAUCUCCUGCCCCUUGUAACCUUUUUUUUUUCUUCUCUUUUUGCCCCGCUCAUGUUUUGGCUCGUGCCCAGUCUUAAACUUGGCCUUCUUUCUUGACUUUUGGGUAAACCUGUACUGCCUGUCGAGGUCGAUCUGGUCAGUCCGUGAGAAGACACGCCCCCUCGCCAGCUAACUGAUUAUUAUUGGUUUCUACUUUCUUUAAUCUGAUAUACAAACCGAUUUGACUUUUUUAUGAAAUAAAGAUUAUUGAAAUGGUU
Acanthochromis polyacanthus (spiny chromis) is the source of this 2069-nucleotide messenger RNA. RefSeq names its product basic leucine zipper and W2 domains 1a (gene bzw1a). The transcript has 12 exons. The record is from RefSeq and is a predicted model, not a curated record. Gene Ontology annotation, molecular function: protein binding. The coding region runs from base 138 to 1397 and encodes 419 amino acids. Gene Ontology annotation, cellular component: membrane; cytoplasm. NCBI's taxonomy places the organism in Eukaryota, Metazoa, Chordata, Actinopteri, Pomacentridae.